Messenger RNA from Polychytrium aggregatum, 1520 nucleotides. RefSeq names its product diacylglycerol acyltransferase. Gene Ontology annotation, cellular component: endoplasmic reticulum membrane. Bases 332 to 1327 code for a protein of 331 amino acids. The transcript is spliced from 5 exons. The record is from RefSeq and is a predicted model, not a curated record. Gene Ontology annotation, biological process: triglyceride biosynthetic process. Gene Ontology annotation, molecular function: diacylglycerol O-acyltransferase activity. NCBI's taxonomy places the organism in Eukaryota, Fungi, Chytridiomycota, Chytridiomycetes, Polychytriales.
GGUUCUUGUCCAAGAUUCCUCUUGAGCGAACAUGUCCAGGCAGACGUGCACACCAUAUCCGUGCUUGCAGCUCCAUGUUCUGGUGGCUUGCACAUGAAAAUCAGAGGGUGGCGUCCUUGAACGCUGACAGAAGAGGCUGCCAAAGCGAGCUGCGGAUCAAGGCUAGAACAAUGAUCUCCGGGAUCGCCGUGGCUCGACCGACACAGCGAGCUCCCGCGGAGAACUGGCGAGCACGCACUGCCCGCCUUGCGAGGCGCAACUUGGCCGGCGCUGUUCCUCGCUUGGGUUCGUCGCUUACCUUCUGCUUUCCAUCGCCUCAUUCGAAGCCAUCAUGACAGCCAUCCACCUCGCUCCGUUGCAUGUCCCGUUCGCGCGGCGUCGACAGACUUGGGCGAUAGCGACCUGGCUCAGCUUCCCGUUCGUGUCCAUCGUCGCCUUCCUUCUCAUCCUCGUCUGGCCUAGGCUGACGCUCCUGGCGCUGGGCUACGUGGUCUUCAUCCUUGUCGACAAGUCGCCGUUUCAUGGCGGCCGUCCAAGUCAGUGGGUCCGUCGCCUGGCUUUCUGGAGAUGGCUUCGCGACUACUUCCCCGUUGAACUUGUGGCGACGACGCAGCUGGAUCCGAAGAAAAACUAUCUCUUUGGCUACCACCCUCACGGCAUUGUUUCGAUCGGUGCGGUGACCAACUUUGGAACCGAGGCCAACGAGUUUUCCAAGCUCUUCCCCGGCAUCAGCCUUCGCCUCCUGACACUGAAUCUGCACUUUUUCAUUCCAUUCUGGCGAGAUCUGCUUCUCUCGCUCGGCGUGGCAUCGGUCGGAAAGGGAUGCAUCGACAACAUCCUGUCCAAGGGGCCCGGCUCCUCGUGCAUGAUCGUGGUGGGAGGAUCUGCCGAGGUAUUUCUGGCGGUUCCCGGGACAUACGACCUGGUGCUGUCCGGCCGCUACGGGUUCGUACGGGUUGCCCUCAAGAACGGCGCCUCGCUUGUGCCGGUGUUUUCGUUCGGUGAAAACGACUGUUGGGACCAGGUCCAGAAACCCAAAGGCACGUUCGUACGAUUCGUCCAAGAUGCCUUCAAGAAACUCUCGCAGCUCACCGUGCCGGUCGCCAACGGCCGCGGGUUCUUCAACUACGACAUUGGCCUGCUCCCAAGACGAAGGCGCAUCGUUAGCAUCGUCGGCGCUCCCAUCGACUGCCCAAAGACACCAUCGCCUUCGGAGGAGCUGGUUCAUGAGUACCACCAAAAGUACAUCGAGGGCCUCAAGGCUCUCUACGAGCAAUACAAGGACCAGUACGCCCCGGACCGCAAGAAGGAGUUUACUGUGAUUUGACAGACACAAGCUUCAGAUUCGAGCCUGCACCGUGUCUCGCACUCCCAGGUGUUUCGCAGGUAUCCUACCAUCGAGCCAGUGUUGCCUCGAUCGGCGCUGUUCUCAUGGAUCGAGUGCUGUGUUGUCCGGUCAUCCUCAAUGCUAGCCGUGGACACUCUUUCAAUAAAUAACGAUGCUCGAAAUGUUCGACCAG